AAUGAGCGUAGAAACAAGGAGGUGGUCAUAAUGUUAUGUCUGAUCGGUGUAUUUACUCGAGAAAUUAUUUCUAUCAUUCUCACAGCACAACAAAUGUUGUUUUCUAGAGAUCUCAAGAUAUUUAUGCCAUUAUCAUGACCUAAUAGAUGUUCUCUCAGUGAAACACUGUCUGUUAUGUUGUGAUAAUGGUAUAAAUAACUGGAGAUCCUGAGAAACCAGCACUGGUUUUUCCCAUGAUAAUGGCAUAAAUAUCACGAGAUCUUGAGAAAACAAACAAAGAUACCUUGUUAUCGCGGAAAAACAGUUAAAGAAAAGCAAAGCCCCUAAAUGGUGAUUAUAUUGUAAUAAAGUGUGACCACAAAUAAAUAUAUUGAGGCCAUGAACGUUGUUUUCUAGAGAUUUCGAGAUAUUUAUGCCAUUAUCAUGACAUAAUGAAUGUUCUCUCAGUGAAACACUGUCUUAUGUUGUGAUAUUGAUAUAAAUAACUGGAGAUCUUGAGAAACAAACAUCGUUUUCCCAUGAUAAUGGCAUAAAUGUCAUGAGAUCUUGAGAAAACAAAUAAAGAUAACUUAUCACGGAAAAACAGUUAAAAAAUCACCUAUGUGGUGAUUAUUUUUUAAUAAGGUGUGGCCACAAAUUAAUACACUGAGGUCGUGAAUUGAUAUAUUAAUGCCAGUUACGUUGCUCGUGGCCACGUGGUCUCAAUAUGUUAAUUCAUGGGCACCAGACACUUAACUCGUGGCCUCAAUAUAUUAAUUUGUGGCCUUAAUAUAGCAAUGUGUGGCUUAAAAAUACUCGCCAUGUCACCUUAGGGGCUCGCGCAUGGAGAAAACACAAACCGAGCUGAGCGAGUGCUGGGAGGCGCGCGCGCACACACGCGCACGCGCGCACACCGGGAGCGCGCGCCUCGCCGGAGUUUUCUUCAGAGACGCGAGGCGUUCAGAGUUCAUUCAGAGAGCAGCGGCGCUCCGCGCGGAGUCGGAGCCUCACAGAGGACAGAAACAUCUGCGAACUGUUCAGAGUCACUUCUGCGGAAUCCUACACCGUUUUUUCAUUGACUGAAGGAUUGAUAUCUUUAUUUCGUGCGCACGUGUCACAAGAAGAUGCACUGCUGCCGUUGCAGCCACUGUUUUGUCUGAAAUGAGAGUCUCGAGCCCGUUUUGGCCGUUUGGACUUUGCGUGUUGAGCCUGGACGCUGAGGACUAAAACAGCCGGACCGAGCCGAACCCCGACCACUGGAACGCCCCCCCACACACUCCCACACCUGCUCCGGGGAUGCUCUCCGGUUCUGACGGGCGCAUCGCUUUCGGUUUGGCGGUCCGGUAGCGGAGAGAGGCGAUGAGAGGAGCGCUUUGCUGCCUACUUGCCUGCUGCCUCUCUGUCUUACACACCAGCGCUGCUGCUGCUGAGGCUGAGUCGAUUCCCCGAGAGCUGAUCGAGAGACUCUCCAGCAGCGAGAUCCGCAGCAUUAGCGACCUCCAGCGGCUCCUGGAGUCAGACUCCCUGGAGAAUGAGGCAGUUCAGGAGACUAAAUGGCAGUACCUUAAAGAGGGUUUCUACGACGGCACCGACCUCAAGAGCUCGUACACGCACCCCAGACGCAAGAGGAGCAUCGAGGAGGCAGUCCCAGCAGCGUGUAAGACUCGGACGGUGGUGUAUGAAAUUCCACGCAGUCAGGUGGACUCCACGGCAGCAAACUUCUUUAUCUGGCCUCCGUGCGUGGAGGUGACCCGCUGCUCCGGCUGCUGCAACACCAGCAACAUGCGCUGCCACCCCAUCAAAAAGACACACAGGACUGUCAAGGUGGCGAAGGUAGAGUACGUGCGCAGGAGGCCGAAGCUGCGGGAGGUGCAGGUGCAGCUGGAGGAUCAUCUGGAGUGUGUCUGCGUGUCCAAACACCACACAGAGUCUCGCUUACACUCAGAUAUAAGGUGAGCGUGACUCGAUUAAGGCGAGCGAGAGGGCGAUAAAGAGGACCGAAUGCCUCAUCCAAUCAGAAUCACUGGUUCUAUCUGACAUCAGCCGGCGAAAACAAUCUAUAACUGACUCACUGGCUGUGGUUUGAUGUGGACCGCUGUAAAGGUUUGGAUUUUUGGACUGGACAUUUUUUUUUUGGACUUUGGACGUGUGCCAUGAACAGAGGCGAAUGGACAAUGGACUCAUAGGAGUUUGCCUCAUUGAUGGGAUUCCAUGGCACAGCCUCAGCAUGGACUCAUAAUGGACGGUCAUAUCUGAUAUAUCUGGUACAUCUCAUUUCCGCUCGUGUCGGAUCUGUCUGCGAUAAUGGAGCCUAUAACUCAACGUUUCACUUCUGUAACAAGAUUUCGUCUUUCCAACAAACUUUUUUCAGUAUAUACUUUAUUUUUGUAGCCCCGUUUUCUAUCGAGACUGAUUUGCUCUGGUAUGUACAGUAGAACAAGCAGCCAAACUCUCAACAGUAACCGCUACUAAUAAACUAUUUAUAAAUGCAGUGCCGUGUUGGUCUUUUACUGCCAUUUUCAGGUCGAUUAACUUUGUCUGAAGAGUAGAUGUAGAAAUAAUGUACUGGAGCUACAGUGUUAAUGCUUAGGCUGCAGCUUAGUUUGGAAGUGGGGUCAGCGCUCGGAACUUUCAGCCUCCAAAAUGGGAAAAAAUGGUGUUUUGAGGCCUGAAUUUUGUCUGUCUGUCAUACAGUGUCAGAAAACACAUAAGCUAAUCUAACUAUGUAUACAGUUUUCAAAAUAUGUGUCAAAAUGUGCACCUCUUUGUUUCUACUCACUGUCACUGCAGUACUGAGAAUGACCCACCACCCAAAUAGUACCUGCUCUGACCUUUAAAGAACAGGGUAAAAGGGGGCUGACAAAGUAUGCAGAGAAACAGAUGGACUACAGUAGAACUACAGUUUGCCUGAUGCUAAUUGGUGGAGUUUAAGCUU
Colossoma macropomum (tambaqui) is the source of this 2914-nucleotide messenger RNA. Its product is annotated as platelet-derived growth factor subunit A. Gene Ontology annotation, biological process: positive regulation of ERK1 and ERK2 cascade; positive regulation of phosphatidylinositol 3-kinase/protein kinase B signal transduction; positive regulation of cell migration. The record is from RefSeq and is a predicted model, not a curated record. Gene Ontology annotation, molecular function: platelet-derived growth factor receptor binding; growth factor activity. The coding region runs from base 1339 to 1935 and encodes 198 amino acids. Gene Ontology annotation, cellular component: membrane. The transcript has 6 exons. NCBI's taxonomy places the organism in Eukaryota, Metazoa, Chordata, Actinopteri, Characiformes, Serrasalmidae.